Molecule: messenger RNA, 1845 nt
Organism: Penicillium verhagenii
Lineage: Eukaryota; Fungi; Ascomycota; Eurotiomycetes; Eurotiales; Aspergillaceae
Gene: kexA
Product: serine-type carboxypeptidase kexA
Exons: 3
Coding region: 1-1845 (614 amino acids)
Biological process (GO): proteolysis; apoptotic process
Cellular component (GO): trans-Golgi network
Molecular function (GO): serine-type carboxypeptidase activity
Source: RefSeq, a predicted model, not a curated record
AUGCUGUCAUGGGCUCUUUCCCUAAUGUUAGGUCCGACACUUGCGGCUGCGGCUUCGGCAGCUGAUUAUUAUGUUCACGAUCUACCGGGAGCUCCUGAAGGGCCUUUAUUGAAAAUGCACGCCGGACACAUCGAAGUCGAUCCGGCGACCAACGGCAACCUCUUCUUCUGGCAUUACGAGAACAGACAUAUCGCAAACCGACAACGUACAGUAAUCUGGUUGAAUGGUGGACCGGGAUGCAGUUCUAUGGAUGGCGCCUUGAUGGAGGUUGGCCCAUACCGACUCAAGGACGACCAUACACUGGAAUACAAUAAGGGCUCUUGGGAUGAAUUCGCCAACUUGCUCUUUGUUGAUCAACCCGUCGGUACUGGCUUCAGCUACGCCAACACAAACAGUUACCUCCAUGAGCUGGAUGAAAUGGCGGCCCAUUUCAUGAUCUUCUUGGUCCGAUUCUUUGAAUUAUUCCCAGAGUAUGAAAGAGACGACAUCUAUAUUGCUGGUGAAUCAUACGCAGGUCAACAUAUCCCUUACAUCGCCAAGGCGAUUAAAGAUCGUAACAAGGUCGCCGAGGUAAACGGGAAAACAAAGUGGCCACUCAAGGGUAUCCUGAUCGGAAACGGCUGGAUCUCACCGGAACAAUAUCCAUCGUACUUUGAAUUUGCCGAGCGUGAAGGUUUGAUCGAAAAGGGAACAUCGACAUAUCAAAAAAUUGAAGCCGUGAACUCCGUCUGCUUGUCCAAGCUGGAACUUCCGGGGGUCAAGAGUCAGGUCAAUGUUCCCGAGUGCGAAGAGGUCCUGCAAAGCAUGUUGUCGAUCGGUCAGUUUGAUGGCGAGUGCAUGAAUGUGUACGAUGUCCGGUUGAAAGACAGCUGGCCUGCAUGUGGCAUGAACUGGCCUACAGACCUGACUAAUGUCUCACCGUACCUGCAGCGACAGGACGUGGUGAAAGCCUUGAACAUCAACCCCGCGAAGAUGACUGGCUGGCAGGAAUGCUCUGGAGGCGUGAGCAGAGCCUUCCGUGCCUCGAAAUCCCAGGCAGCUGGCAAGUUGAUUCCUGGUCUGAUUGAAGACAAUGUCAACGUGCUUCUGUUCAGUGGCAACAAAGACAUGAUCUGUAAUCACAUUGGUACGGAGACUUAUAUCCACAGUCUGAAGUGGAAGGGCGCAACUGGCUUUGAGACCGCACCGGGCGAGUGGGCCCCACGCCAUGAUUGGACUUUCGAGGGUGAACCGGCUGGCAUCUACCAACACGCCCGUAAUCUCACCUAUGUCCUCUUCUAUAAUGCCAGCCAUAUGGUCCCUUACGACUCUCCUCGUCAAACUCGCGAUAUGCUUGACCGCUUCAUGAACGUGGACAUCGCUAGUAUCGGUGGGAAGCCUGCUGAUUCCCGUAUUGACGGCGAGAAACUUCCCCAAACCUCGGUCGGCGGUCACCCCAACAGCACUGCUGCCGAGCAGGAAGAGAAGCAAAAGAUCAAGGACACCGAAAUGCACGCCUACACCAAGUCCGGCGAGGCUAUUCUGGUGGUGGUUAUCAUCGGUGUCACUGUCUGGGGAUUCUUCAUCUGGCGCAGUCGUCGGUCCAACCAGGGUUACCGUGGAGUCCAUCCCCAAGAUAUGGAUAUGCGCGCUGGAUCCGUCCUAGAUCGGUUCCAGAACAAGCGUACUAACGACAUUGAGGCCGGUGACUUUGACGAGUCCGAACUAGAUGAAUUGCAUCUAACGAGCGCUGAUCAUGGUCACUACGCAGUUGGCGAUGUCAGCGAUGACGAGGACAAUCAUCCGAAUCAUCACCAUGAAUCUGAGCAGCCUAAUGUGGGAAAUGAUCACCGUGAUCCUUUAUGA